AUGAGCUUCUCACUUUCGUUUGGGUUUGAACUUCUUCGGGCUCUCUUCUCUCUUGUAUACUCCUUUACGCUUUCCUUCUCCCAAACCCUAAUUGCGAUCGUAUCCACCGAGGUUUCAGAUCUCCAUCGCUGCCGAUCAGCAGGAGCAAUGUCUUUUACACGUAACUUCCGCUCCCAAGGGGGCAGUACUGGUGACGAGUAUUGGCCCUCAUUCAGUAGAAACGACUUCAAAAACUUCAACAACUUCAAAAACUUCAACAACUUCAACCACUGCAACAACAACUGGAACAGGAGCAGGAGCAAUAGUUUCUCUAGGAAUUUUAACAACUUCCAUAAUUACAUGGGCAAUUAUAGGGAGCAUACCGACAAUUCUAAUUAUUCCAAGCCUGACAGUGCUCCAUCAUUUAAGAGGAGAAAAUUUUCAGCUUCUACUUGGGGUGAUGGUGCGAGACACUAUUUUCCUGCCAACACAUAUGACUUUGCCCCUUCUAUCUACAAUAACUAUGUUCCUCACACAAGGUCCAAUGGUGAUGCCUCUACAUCUACUACUGGUAAACGUGACCGCUCAAAAUUAGAGGAGGAUGAACUGGCCUUUAUGUCAAGGGAUGAGAUUGAGAGACGCUCCCCAUCUAGAAAAGAUGGUAUAGAUGCAGUGCGUGAAGCACAUUUGCGAUACUCAUAUUGUUCUUACCUUCAGAAUUUUGGAUUGCGGCUUGAUUUGCCACAAACUACUAUCGCUACUGCAAUGGUUCUCUGCCAUCGGUUUUUUGCUCGGCGAUCACAUGCUUGCCAUGAUAGAUUUUUGAUUGCUACCGCCGCCCUUUUUCUUUCUGCAAAGUAUGAGGAGACACCACGCCCUUUGAAUAAUGUGUUGAGAGCGUCUUGUGAGAUUUUCCAUAAGCAGGAUUUCAGUUUCUUGUCCUAUAUGCUCCCUGUUGACUGGUUUGAGCAGUAUCGGGAACGGGUGACUGAUGCUGAGCAAAUGAUACUGACCACUCUAAAUUUUGAACUUGGUGUGCAGCAUCCAUAUGAUCCUCUUACGUCUAUUCUUAACAAAUUAGGCCUUUCACAAACUGUUUUGGUGAAUCUGUCCUUAAGCUUGGUCAGUGAAGGGCUCCGGAGUUCUCUGUGGCUCCAGUUCAAACCACAUCAUAUUGCUGCUGGAGCAGCGUACCUUGCUGCGAAGUUUCUAAAUUUGGAUCUUGAUUCUUAUCAAAAUGUCUGGCAGGAGUUCCAGGCUACACCAGAUAUUCUUGAAGAUGUGGCCCAGCAGUUGAUGGAACUGUUCUAGAAGAAUGGAACAUUGUUGUGGUGGUAGGCUUUAGCUACUUUUUUGUGGAUAAAAUUAGGAUAUGCAUGUCAUGAUCAAGUGGGGAAGACAUAUACACGACUUUGCUGAGGUCUGGGCGUGAGGAGGCAGAUAUUCCCACCAAGAUAUUUUAUAUACGUGCCCAUCUUGUGUCUCACAACUGCCCCUUCCUCUUGAAGGCAUAAAAAGUAUAGUUUUUUUUAAAGGUUUUUGUAACAACUUCUACCAGCCAUACUCUUUUCUCGGAGUGGUAAGUUAAUACAAUGACAAAAUCGCUAAAAAGUUGUUAUUUCAUGUGCUUGAUGUUCUUGUUUCUA
Messenger RNA from Prunus dulcis (almond), 1625 nucleotides. Its product is annotated as cyclin-T1-4-like. Gene Ontology annotation, cellular component: cyclin/CDK positive transcription elongation factor complex; nucleus. Gene Ontology annotation, biological process: positive regulation of DNA-templated transcription, elongation; regulation of transcription by RNA polymerase II. The transcript has 8 exons. Gene Ontology annotation, molecular function: cyclin-dependent protein serine/threonine kinase activator activity. The coding region runs from base 1 to 1290 and encodes 429 amino acids. The record is from RefSeq and is a predicted model, not a curated record. NCBI's taxonomy places the organism in Eukaryota, Viridiplantae, Streptophyta, Magnoliopsida, Rosales, Rosaceae.